Chrysoperla carnea is the source of this 1932-nucleotide messenger RNA. RefSeq names its product ATP-dependent helicase/nuclease subunit A-like. The record is from RefSeq and is a predicted model, not a curated record. Lineage: Eukaryota; Metazoa; Arthropoda; Insecta; Neuroptera; Chrysopidae. Gene Ontology annotation, molecular function: 3'-5' DNA helicase activity; ATP binding; hydrolase activity. Gene Ontology annotation, cellular component: DNA helicase complex; cytosol. The transcript has 4 exons. Gene Ontology annotation, biological process: recombinational repair. Bases 1 to 1932 code for a protein of 643 amino acids.
AUGAACAAUCUACAACAACAAGCUUCUGAUCCUGAUUAUUCCGUUUGGGUGUCGGCUUCUGCCGGAAAUGAUUAUGAUUUAGAAAUAGAGCCGAAAGAGUUAUUUUUUACCAAAGACGGAAAAAAACGUAAAAGCCUUUUAUCGAAAGAGCUAACCCAAAAAUAUCCUAAAUUACUGUUAGAGUUAGAGAAGCUAACAUCUCAGAUUUAUAAAUUAGAUGAAGAAUAUCGCAUAGAAGAGCUAGAAUAUCAUACUAAUUUACUUUGUAAACUUGCUUAUAUUUUGCUAGAGAAAUAUGAGAAAUUUAAAGAAGAAAAUAACUUGCUUGAUUAUGAUGAUUUAAUUUAUUAUACCGAAAAAUUAUUUGAGAAUAAAGCUAUACAUGAGUGGUUAUCGCAUAAGCUUGAAAGUGAGAUUAAUCACAUACUUGUCGACGAGGCACAAGAUAAGAGCCGUAAUCAGUGGAACAUAAUCACCACUCUAAUAACCGAGUUUAAUAGACCUGAUAGUAGCAUCUUUAUAGUUGGUGAUGAUAAGCAAUCUAUUUAUAGUUUUCAAGGUGCUGAUCUUGCGAAUUUUAAUUUAGUGAAUGAGAAAUUAGAAACGAAUCUCGCUAAAGCAAAUAAAAAAUUUAAGAAAAUUACACUUGAAUAUUCUUAUAGAUCAUGGGGUGAAAUUUUACAAUUUACUCAUCAGGUUUUUAAAUAUAUAAAAGCUCAUUACUCUACUCUUUUCCUAUCCGAUAAUCCGGUAAUUUCUGCAUUUCGUACACAUACCGGUUCUGUAACAGUUUGGUCUUUGGUAACAAGCGAAAAGCAGGAGGAACUUUUUUGGGCAUUGCCACAAGAUUAUGCCAAUGCUCUUUCAUCAGCUGAUUUACUUAUAGAAAAAAUUAUUAGCUUCAUAAAGGAAAAAAUAGCCAGCAAAGAAAUUCUACCAGCAACCGGUAAUCCUAUAUCCGAAAAAGAUUUUAUGAUUUUGGUAAGAAAGCGAGAUGAAUUUAGCAAUAAUCUUAUAAAAGAGCUUAACAAAGCUAACCUUAAAGUCAAGGCAAGCGAUAAAGUAAACCUUAAAGAGCAUUUAUCGAUGAUGGAUUUAAUUUCGGUAGCUAAAUUCGUACUUUUACCUUACGACGAUUUAAACCUUGCAGCCUUACUUAAAUCACCGAUUAUCGGUAUUAGCGAGCAACAAUUAUACGAACUUCUAAUGAAUAAAAAUGAUGAAAUCGCGAAUACUCUAAAUUUACAUAUCGAUGAUAUGGUAAAUGAGCUGCUAACACUAAGCAGUAAUUACGCAAAUGAUAUGGAUAAUUCUCUGCAAGGUUUUGUAGCUUGGUUUGAGAAUAACGAUAUUUGGAUUAAGCGUGAUAUGGAGCAUUCCGAUAAAAUAAGAGUGAUGACCGUACACGGUUCUAAAGGCUUGGAAGCACCAAUUGUUAUAUUAUGCGACUCCACCACCCUACCUAUCAGCAGUAGUAAAUUUAUUUGGCAUGAUAAUGGGGAAAUAGACCAUUUGGAGAACGCAGCUAAUAAAGAGGAAUUUAUAGGAAACACGGAACGCAGCACCGCAGCAUAUACUUUAGUACGUGAGGAUGCGAGUACCGGAUGGACGCAUAAAUUACCUUUAGAAGCAAGUUAUACAAGUGGUCGAAUGUUCUUUUCUGCUAACGCUGCUGACACUCCUGAAUUUCUACAAAAAAUGAAAGAUGCAGAAAAGCUAAAAGAUCUACAAGAAUAUAUAAGGCUGCUCUACGUUGCAAUGACUAGGGCUAAAGAUCAUUUAGUUAUAUGUGGUUUUAGUAACAAAUCAAAUAUCCCCGAAAACUUGGAUUUAAUUUGUUCAACUAUAAGUUCAUAUGUAGCAUCAUCAGUAGAAAAUAAAAUAGAUGCGGUAGACAAACUUGGUGAAACACCACAUUGCGAGGAUGGUUAA